Molecule: messenger RNA, 2004 nt
Organism: Radiomyces spectabilis
Lineage: Eukaryota; Fungi; Mucoromycota; Mucoromycetes; Mucorales; Radiomycetaceae
Exons: 4
Coding region: 1-2004 (667 amino acids)
Molecular function (GO): protein binding
Source: RefSeq, a predicted model, not a curated record
AUGAGCACACAUCAAUUGCAACCAAUCAGUGUGUUUUAUAUACCAAAAGAUCUCAUUAGUGCCUUUUCUCCUGCCGAUCAACCUUCAGACGUUGCUCGUUUAGAAUCCCAGCCUCCAUCGAAUCUCGAGACUUAUGCACUGGAAAACUUACAAAUUCAACAAGAAACCGAUCGUGAUAAAGAAGCUUUAGCUUGUAAUACAUGCGGUAUUGAGUUUCCUUUGCACGAUCGAACGGAACAUCGCAAACAUUUCGCAACCGACUGGCAUCGCUAUAAUGUCAAGCGACGUCUUGUGCUCGGAGCACCUCCAGUAACACAGCCCGAGUUUGAAGAUUUGUUAGCCGGUAUAUAUUUUUCCGUCGAUUCCUGGGAUGAUAUUAAUAUGAUCUUGCAUGUCAUAGAUCUGAGUGACAGUUUAUCCGGCUCUGGCUCCGAGGAUUCGGACGAUGAAGAGGACCGCCGUGACAAUGACAAGAUUGCGACUCUUGUUGGUAAACAGCAGAUGCAGGACUCGGUGGUAGCUGAUCUUAUCCAGCAGGCAACAAGCGAUCUCCAACUAUCUCCUUUGCAACGAAAAUACUCGGCCUUGACAUGGUAUACAGCUUCGAAUUUAUACCCGGCUUCGCUGCAUUUCGGCCUCUAUCGAAACCUGUUUACCUCCCUGGAUGACAACUGCAAGAUUGAAAAAUUACAAGCCGAACAAUACUUGGGCAAACCUAGAAUAUGGACAGUGCUGCUCAUGGGAGGUGGUCAUUUUGCGGGAGCCGUCCUCGAUAUCACCAAAAGUCCCGGCGUAGCGGAAACCCGACAUGAGAAGCAAAUGAAAAUGUUGGAACAUAAAACGUUUCAUCGCUAUACCACUCGUAGAAAGCAAGGUGGAGCUCAAUCUGCCAAUGAUAAUGCCAAGGGUAACGCUAAUUCCGCCGGUGCACAAAUUCGACGCCAUAACGAGCAGCAGCUUCAACAGGAAAUCCGAGAGGUUUUAUCGCAAUGGAAAAAAUACAUUGAUGCGAGUGAGUUGGUUCUCGUGCAUGCACCGAGCAGUAACAAGAAAAUCAUUUAUGGCUAUAAUGAAGCCAUACUCCGUAAAGAUGAUCCACGCCUGAGAAGCAUUCCAUUUUCGACGCGAAGACCUACGUUGAAUGAAGUGAAACGAGUCUUUUUGGAAAUCACCACUGUGAAAGUGUUGGAAAUGGAUGCCGAUGUAUUGCAAGAGCAUCAACAAAAGUUAGCGGCAAAAGAAGAAAAAAUACGCCAACAAUUGGAGAAAUCACGCAGUAAAAAGGAAUCAUCGCCUGUGGCGACGCGGGAAAAUGCCAAACGACAGAUUUCUUCGGAAACAGAGAAAUUGGUGCUGUUAAUCAAACAAGGCAAAACUCAAGUGGUCACUGCGUACAUCAACAAUCAUCCGGAUGUGCCCGUCUCAUCCUCGCUACCCGAAGACGUUCAGGCGGAGGAUACGUUGCGAUUGCCGUCUGUCUUGCAUAUUGCGUCCAAUUAUGGCCAUCCGGAGCUUGUCUCUCAAUUGAUUCGGGAAUACAAUGCCGACCCGACGAUCAAGAAUCGUAUAGGUAAAACCGCUUAUGAGGUGGCCAAAAACAAGGAGACACGAAAUGCGUUCCGCCGAUGUAUGUGCGAUUUGCCCAAUCAGUGGAAUUGGUUACAAGAAGCACACGUACCCAGCCCACUGACGAAAGAAGCGGAAGCGCAGUUGAUGGAGAAGGAACGACAAAAGCAACAAAAGGAAGAGGAGCGCAAACGGUUGAUCGAAGAAGAACGAUGCAAAAAGGAGGAAGCACACCAACGAGAGAUGGAAGCAGAAGCGGCGGCGGCUGCUAAUGCGCGAAAGAAACCUCAAAAAUUGGACCCGAUUGCCAAAGCGCUCUUGGGUUCCAGUCAUGCGGUCAAUACGGCCAACAUGUCACCCGAAGCACGCAUGCGAUUGGAGCGGGAAAAGAGAGCGAGAGCCGCAGAAGAACGCUUAAGACGUCUUCAGGGUCGAUAA